Molecule: messenger RNA, 1488 nt
Organism: Schizosaccharomyces osmophilus
Lineage: Eukaryota; Fungi; Ascomycota; Schizosaccharomycetes; Schizosaccharomycetales; Schizosaccharomycetaceae
Gene: brf1
Product: transcription factor TFIIIB complex subunit Brf1
Exons: 2
Coding region: 1-1488 (495 amino acids)
Biological process (GO): DNA-templated transcription initiation; transcription by RNA polymerase III; transcription preinitiation complex assembly
Cellular component (GO): nucleus; transcription factor TFIIIB complex; transcription preinitiation complex
Molecular function (GO): RNA polymerase III type 3 promoter sequence-specific DNA binding; TBP-class protein binding; RNA polymerase III general transcription initiation factor activity
Source: RefSeq, a predicted model, not a curated record
AUGGGAUGUCCAAGCUGUGGAUCAACAGCUUUUGAAUCUGAUGUAGCAUCAGGAAAUACAUACUGUUUAGAGUGUGGUGUUGUGGUUGAACAAAAUGCAAUUGUAUCAGAAGUGACAUUUGGUGAAGCCUCAAGUGGUGCAGCCGUAGUGCAAGGCUCUCUCGUCAGUCAUGAUCAAACACAUGCUAGACCUAUGGGAGGUCCAUUUCGAAAUCAAAGCUCCUUGGAAUCCAGGGAAAUGACCAUUGCAAAUGGACGCCGCCGUAUCUCAGCUUUAGCAAUCGCAUUAAAAUUGAACGAGCGACAUGUUGAGGCUGCCGUUCGUUACUUUACUCUUGCGAUUAACAAUAAUUUCAUUAAAGGCCGUCGGUCGCAGUACGUUGUAGCUUCGUGCCUGUACAUCGUUUGCCGUUAUUCGAAAACAUCACAUAUGCUUAUUGACUUUUCCGAUAUGCUGCAAAUCAAUGUCUUUAAACUUGGCUCCACCUUUUUGAAGUUAUGCCGCACCUUAGAAAUUACACUACCCCUGUUAGAUCCUUCCUUGUAUAUUAGUCGAUUUGCUGCUCUUUUAGAAUUUGGUCCAGAAACGUCUCGUGUUGCCAACGACGCAAUUCGCCUUGUUGCACGUAUGAAUCGAGAUUGGAUGCAGAUCGGUCGCCGCCCUGCUGGUAUUUGCGGUGCCUGUCUUUUAAUCGCUGCCCGUAUGAACAACUUUAGAAGAAGUGUUCGUGAGAUUGUACACGUGGUUAAAGUUGCAGAUAUCACCAUCCAGAAACGUCUUGACGAAUUUCGUAUUACCGAAAGUGGUGAUUUAUCAAUCGCUGACUUUCGCAGUAUUUGGCUUGAGGGUCAAUCAGAUCCUCCAAGUUUUGCGAAAAAUCAAAAGACCUAUGUCAACCCUUUUGAUGCAGUAUCGUCCUCUCCUCCUAUAAAAGAAUCACCGUCCCAAAUAGAGAAAACAGACCCUCCGAACAUACAACCACGGGAAUCUUCGCCUGUAAUGAAAUCCGAAGAAUUAUCACAAAACGUCAAGGUAGGUUCUCAGGAACAGCAAUCUAAACUGUUAGAGGAAUCUCAAACUAUUCGAAAAGAGGUUUCUGAAACUCUCAGACAGGAGGAUUUCAAAAAGCUUUCUUCCCAGGUAAAUGUCAAGUUGAGCGAAGACGAGAUUGUUUUAGGCGAUGUAGAUGAUGACGAGAUACAAGAAAUACUUCUCGAUAAAGAGGAAGUAGAAACGAAGACUCAAGUUUGGAUGGAAUUAAACAAGGAAUAUCUAGCUGAAGAAGAAGCAAAGAAUUUGAAAAUUCAGGAAGAUUUGAAGAAAGGAAUUGUGAAACAACCUCGCAAGCGACGAAAAUAUCGUCCCAAGGAUAGCACCAGUGAUGGACUUGCCAAUACUCCUGCCGAAAGUGCGAAAGAGAUGAUGCAACAAAGAGCAUUUUCUAAGAAAAUCAAUUAUGAAGCACUAGACAUGUUAUUUAACGAAUAG